This is a messenger RNA of Megalopta genalis, 1038 nucleotides long. It is a transcript of the gene JHBP-1, whose product is annotated as take-out-like carrier protein. The record is from RefSeq and is a predicted model, not a curated record. Gene Ontology annotation, biological process: multicellular organismal reproductive process. NCBI's taxonomy places the organism in Eukaryota, Metazoa, Arthropoda, Insecta, Hymenoptera, Halictidae.
GGUCGCGCCGCUUAAAUAGACUGCAUCAAUGACCGUUUCUUCCAGUUCACAUUCAGCUGUCCCAAGUUAUUUCUUCAUCGGCCGUGCUCCUCUGUCCGGCUACCAGCGAUCCCUGCUCCGAUUCUAUUCAUCCUUGCCACGAUGAAGACCGUCGCAGUUCUAACGGUGGCAUUCGCCGUCGCCAUUUCCGGCGCAGCCGUCCCCGAAUUGCCGGACAGCUUCAAGGUGUGCAACAGAGCGCUGCCGGACCCCGAGUACUACCAGUGCAUCGCGAAUUCGGCGAGGGACGCAGUCGUCUCUCUGGCCAAUGGUAUGAAGGCCUUCAAGAUCCUGCCGAUCGAGCCGUUGGCGGUGGACAGCGUGAAGAUCGGCGAGUCGCAGGGCUCGGUCUCGUUGAGGCAGGAGUACAAAAACAUCAAGCUGUACGGCCUCACGAAGCAGCUCGUCGUGAAGAAUUACCACAUCGACUGGGACAAGUGCCUGCUGACGUCCGAGUCGUACAAUCCUCAGGUGGACUUUGUGGCCGACUACAAGCUCGACGGGAAGAUAUUAUUGUUGCCGGUCAAGGGAUCCGGAAAAUCCAAUAUCACCAUGUAUGACCUGAAAACGCAGAACGACAUUCACUGCGAGAAAUACGAGAAGAACGGUGUGCCGUACAUCAGGAUCACGAAGUACAACGUGAAAUUCACACCUGGACGGGUAACGUUGCAGUUCGGCAACCUUUUCAACGGUGACUCUAUCCUGGGCGAACAGAUGAACCGAUUCAUCAACGAGAACUCGGACUUGCUGUUCAAAGAACUCCAGUCGCCCUACGAGGAGACGUUCGGUCUUGUUUUCACGAAAGUGGCCAACGAUUUCUUCAGUCGCAUUCCGUCCAACAAAAUCUUCCCCGAAACGUAAAACCCGGCUCCACCCUCCCCGAUAGUACACUACCCCCGCCCCCCGAUUUAGAAAAUGCGAGCAACCGUUUCCCGCGUGCCAAAAAAUUGUACAUACAUUUCCGUCGAAGUAUUACGCGAAAAGUUGCCGAGCGAAUUA